AUGACAGUAACAUCUACUAACCAAUGGCCUACAGAGCUCUGUGACUUGGUCUAUCAUUUCGUCCUCUCUACUGGAACAGAAGUCCGCCUCAAAGCUCAUCGCGCGCACGGCAUCUACAAUGACCAGGAGUUCGCCAGUAACUCAGCUCUGAUCGCCGCUAGUCGCGAAGUACACCGUGGCCUGUACACGGCCUUGAAAAAGAAAGCAGCCAGCGAGCGCACGACUUUCGUCGUCAAAGUCGUCAAUUUCCACAAUUUCAUCGAUGGCAUCGCUCAAUUCACCAAGCUCGGCCUGCAAAAUAUCGGCUACGGCGAUGGCAAACAGGAUGACACCAUGAAGCCCAGACUGCUCCUUCGUUUCGAGUUUGGCACUUUUGCAGAGAUCAUGGGCGAAGACGGAGAGCUGGAGAACAAAUGCAUUCAGGGGCUGAAGCAUUGGUUCAACACGGUCGGAGAUACCCAUCGCGAUUGCGGCUAUGAUAUUGGCAGAAUUGACGAUGCGUACAUCAUGAGAACGGUGAUUGGUUUCUUUGAGGAUGUGGUCGAGAGCGGGCUCUUUCACAGCUGCGUGGAGCUCAAGAAGUUGAGGGACGUCUUCUUUGCUUGGGAGAGCAAGCAUCUGGCGACCGAGAAGAAGGGACCGUCACUUAUCGUCGACUUCUAUCAAGACUCCCGCCUCUUCAAUGAGGGCCUCCGUCAUGACAAUAAAACGGAAUACGAGGAUGGUGAUACGGAGGGUGAGGCAGAGUUUGACCCAGACGCCAAGAAUGAGGACGACGACGAGGAUGACGAUCCAGACGAGGACGACGAUAACGAUGACGACGAGGAUGAAGAUGACGACGAGGAUGAAGAUGACAGCGAGGAUGAAGAUGACAGCGAGGAUGAAGAUGACGACGAGGUUGAAGAUCCCGACGAGGAUGGAGAUCCCGAAAACAUGUCUGUCAGUGACGAUUCGGUGGAGGGCGACGAGGAUGAUGAUCUCGCAGAUGAGGACCGUGGCAUGCCCGAUAGCGGCUACUAUGAAUCCAGAAUGGCUGAGGGAGCCGCGGGGCUUUCCAGGCACCCAAUGGCACGUCGGUAG
Molecule: messenger RNA, 1080 nt
Organism: Ramularia collo-cygni
Lineage: Eukaryota; Fungi; Ascomycota; Dothideomycetes; Mycosphaerellales; Mycosphaerellaceae
Exons: 1
Coding region: 1-1080 (359 amino acids)
Source: RefSeq, a predicted model, not a curated record